Messenger RNA from Helicoverpa armigera (cotton bollworm), 1718 nucleotides. It is a transcript of the gene mldr, whose product is annotated as mitochondrial ribonuclease P catalytic subunit. Bases 135 to 1703 code for a protein of 522 amino acids. The transcript is spliced from 5 exons. Gene Ontology annotation, molecular function: ribonuclease P activity; protein binding. The record is from RefSeq and is a predicted model, not a curated record. Gene Ontology annotation, biological process: tRNA 5'-leader removal; mitochondrial tRNA 5'-end processing. Lineage: Eukaryota; Metazoa; Arthropoda; Insecta; Lepidoptera; Noctuidae. Gene Ontology annotation, cellular component: mitochondrion; mitochondrial ribonuclease P complex.
AUACCAUGUAAAUACAGAGUAGGAAAUUUAACCUCAAAAGUCUCUACUCCAAACAAAGUUAUAGAUAUUCGGAUGAAGGGAAACUGUAUUAACUAAACUAAAUAUUACAUAUAAUUGCAUUAGUAAUUUCCACUAUGCUUAAUUCUUUAACGCGUUUAAUAUAUCCACGUACCUCAAUUAUACGAGUAUCAGCAAGGGUUUUCAGUCAAAAUGCUUCAUUUCAUAGAGAGAAGUUUGUUGACCAGCAAAUAGAGUAUAUAAAAACAUCAUUAGCAAAUAAAGCACAAGACUGGACCAUUGUCAAAAAUGAUGUACUAUCCAAAGAGGGCAAUGCAACUCAGAAGAACAUUGAUGCUAUCAUGUUAAAGUUUAUGGUAAGCCUUAAGCAAUAUGUUGCAGCUUUAUCAUUUGCUGACCAUUUGAGAAGUACUAAUGAAGAACUUUCUUUAGGCACCAUGAAGGGCUUAUUGAACCUGUACUAUGAAAUUGGGAAAACUGAAAAAUUAUCAAAAGAACAGGCUAAGUUUAUUUUAGAUGCGCAUAAGAGUUUACUUGAAAAGUACAAAGUUCUCGACUACAGUUCCUCUGAAACAUUACUACAUGCACUCUGUGUGAUAAAUGAAUGGGAGAAAGCAUUGAAACUGUUGGCUGACAUCCACCUGACUACUACUCCUACGCACUCCGCAUACAGUACUUUAAUUGCCACUUUAUUUGGACUGAACAAAAAGAAGAAGGCUCUAGAACUUGUUGAAGAAAGCCUCAAACACAAGAGACCUCUCUUAGAUAUUGCUUAUGAAGCUUGGAUGGACUACAUUCUAAGGAAAUAUAAAGAUAAAAAAGUAAUAGCUAAACACUUGGAGGAAUUAUUUUCUCACGUAGCUACAAAUUGUACUGUCAUACCUAUGAAUACUGCUAACAAAUUAAAAGAAUUGUAUAGCUCUAUGCAGUGGAAUGCAAAGUUUACCAAAAUAAGGAAAUUAGAUGGCCAAUGUCAAUGCUGUAAAGACACACUAGACUGCCUACCAUUAUCAGAGGAAGAAUUCAACUUGCUACAGAAAAAUGUGAAAGAAAAGCUUAUUGUAGGUUCAGAUCUAUUUUUAAAAACAUCACCUGAAGAACUAAAGAGGUUCUUAGACUUUGUAGACAAAACUGCUCCUUAUGACAUUGUUUUAGAUGGGCUUAACAUUGCCUAUGCCGUGGGUGCGGGCACUCAAACAGAUAAGGCUAAGUUCCUAAUAGAUGUUGUUGAUCAUUUUGUGAGGCAGAAGAAAAAGAUACUGCUCUUAGGGAGGCAACAUAUGCUGAGGUGGAAUAAAAGAGUAAUGCAGGAUAUCAAGCAUAAGACAAGCUUUUUCUUAACUGAUAAUAUAUCUCAAGAUGACCCAUACUUCAUAACAGCAGCAAUAAUAAGUGGGCCACAGACUGACAUAGUGUCCAAGGAUCUACUACGAGGGCACAAGUUCCUGUUACAGGAUGACAGUUUAAGGCUUUUGUUCAAGAGAUGGCAGUGGCAACACCAGUGGAUGGUGUUUAUCAAAAGUUUCAAAGGAGUUUCGAUACAGGAGCCAUUAAAAUUCACCCCCUGCGCGCAGAAGAAAAAUGGUACCUGGCAUCUACCAUUUGAAAGGGAGGCUUCGACUACAGGUCAAUUCAAUGAUGGCACUCCAGAUCUCUACAGUUGGAUUUGUUUAAGGCAUAAAUAAAAAAGUAAUAAUAUA